GAGUUGUAUCAUAUAUUGGUGUGCUGAUCCCAUUCAGGCCCCUUCUUUAUAAUGGGGAGGAAGGUGAGGCUUUGAAGAGAUAUUUGCUACUGCACCUCCUGUUUUGUCCUUACUGAUGACAAGAGAGUCUCCUAAGACAUCUAGAGUAUUAAUGAACCUUUCUUUAAAGAAUUCCAAACUUGUUUACUGGGUCCUUCAGGCUUGGGCUGCUUUUGUUGGCACACUGGCAGAAAAAAUGUGUUAGAAUCCAAGUCCAACCAAAUGAAGGGGAUGCAACUAUCCUGACUACAUCUAGAAAAGACUCUAUCUUAAACCAGUUAAUCAGAAGCUUGAGGGAUAGGACGGUCACCCGCAAGGGAGAAUGCCAUUUGGUAAAUGAAGGUGCCGAGAAGUCGGGCUAAGUCACCUUCAGCCAUGGUCCCGAGCUCAGAGUAUUCGAGAGGCAACACAGAUGGCCUGGGUCACGUGGAUGUCCAUCGAGAACAAACCGUUGUAUUGGCCUCCAGGACCGGACCUGUUACAGCGGAAGCUCCAACAGGGCUAGGGCAUUGUCUUUCAACAAUGAAGAAAAUCAGCACUUCCUACUGACUGGAAGACCCCAAGGUGAGGAUGCAGGGGAAACAAUUCCUUCACUGCUGGGCCAGGUUCCAUGAGAAAUGAGGAAAAAUUCUGCCAAGGCUGAAAACUUGGAUCCUGGGAGUUAUCUCAGUGACCCUCUGGUUGUUGAAAAACUCGGUGAGAUUGAAGCUAUACCACAAGGGGCAAUGACUAGAAAUGGGAACCCUGAGCCCCACCAUCCUCUGAGGAGAUCUCAGACGUGGCCCCAAGCAGCAGGUAAGCAAGACCCAGGUUUAAUUUCCAAAGGGCCCAGGGGCUCUGGGAAGGUACAUCAGUACCUACUCCCCUGUUCUCCUGCUAUACCAAUAGCAAGGACUGAUGAUAAAGGCCCAUAAAUGUGACCCAUUGCUGGCCUUGUAGAAUGAUCGUAUGGACAAGUCUGAUAUCAGCAAGAGAAGCAAAGCAAAUCCUCUGAGUGAGAAGGUCUCCAAACAAGAACCAGCUGUAGGGAAUAUUGGGAGUUCACUGUCUCUGAAAGGAUUUAGAAAUAUUCUGGGCAUUCAGGGAGAGAUGAUGUGGGAUGGAGGUGCGGCAUAUUUGCAGUCUAGACUUCCAGCAAAUAAGACAAUCCCCUCUUUGCGGUCAGGCCACACUCCAUUAUUUGACACGACCCAGUAUCCCUUCCGUGACUUGCUGCAUGAGGUAUUGGAGAGCUGUGGCCGAUGCACCCGGAAGCAUUGGAAGGAGACACAUCAGAGACCAGAUAGUCAGCCACCAAAGUGUAAGACCGAUGAGAGAAGAGACAGGAAGAGCCAUUUUCAGCUUCACUGGACAUUUGUUAAGGAAAUGUUAUUCCUUUUGACACCAUGGUGCUUCAUAUCUAAACAAACUCAUGUUGUUGGAUGAAUCUUCCCUAAUUCCCUAACAAUGUUCUAGGCAAAACGUGUAGUGACAAUAUGUUUUCUGGCAGUCCUGAGUUUAUUUUUGUUCCUGCACUGUCCUACUCCUGCCCAACUCAGAUUAGCAGACUGUCCUCAGUACUGUGUUCUUUCUUUUUAUAAUGAUUAGACAAUUUAAGAGUUCUUAGAGUGAAUAUGUUGGAGCCGAAACGCACCCUAGCACAGUUUGUUUGCAACCCUGGAGCCUAGAUUUGUUUUAACCCUCUGGAGGGUUGCUACCGAAGGUUUGGCAGGAAUGAUUUCCUUUCAUUUCAGUUGUCUUUGCAGAGCUCUGGUUCUAGGGGUUUUAACUGCAAAACAGCUUUCUGGGAGCAGUGUUAUUCUUUUUGUGGUUAACAUUUUGAACUAGUCAAUCAGCAUCCAUAUAUCUGUAGAUCUGUGUACAUAUACAGAUAUGUAUAUGCUUGUGUAUAUAGAUACAUCUCUAUUUUUAUACUUAUUCUAAACAAAUACAUAUAGUAUUCAGUUCUCUACCCACUAUGUGAUAUUUGUUUAGAAAACAUACAAAAUAAUUUGAAUCAGCAUGUGUUGAAUACUUACUGUGUGCAGAGCAUUGGUACUAAGCGCUUAGAAGAGUACAAUAUAAGAGUGGAAUUACCUCUUAUUCAUUUUGAAGAUAUUCCAGGUGACAUUAAGGGGAUAGGACCUGCUCAUGGCUCUUGAAAUAAAUACAUUUGCAUUCAAUUAAUUUUUUUGCAAGUUUGUGUCAUUUUUGUGAAAUGUGGCUUCUCUUCCCUCUGGUGAUGGAGACCAAAUGUACUGUUCAGUCAAGGAGAGAAGAGGGUUGGAGGUGCAGAGAAUGUGCAGCACUGUUGGGCUGAACAUUCCAAGCUUUCCUAUAGCUAGGGGUGUUUCCUGUUUGAACUUGUCUCCUGUGUUGUUAAUCUGUAAUAUGUCCUGUCAUGGAUAACUGCUCUAAUGGGCCAAGCUGAUGAUCAGGAGGCAUAAAUACUCUGGGAAAUGACAGCUCAUUCCAUUCCAAGGAGGUGGAACUUGAAGGACAAAACUCAAGCUUGAGUCUAAGGAUGAACAGUAAGUUCUUUACUCACAGCGGUAUUUAUAUGUAGAUGAAAGAUAUUUGUUUCAGUGAUUCUAGAUCUUUGGCGUUUUGAUUUUUUUCACUUUCGGAGCAGGGCGGUGGGGAUGAUCUUGGCAUUGAUUUGAACAUGAUGGGCCAAGAGGCAGCAACUGAGGAAACAAUCUGGCCAGUAAUUUACCACACUUAAACUCCUUUGCUCGCUUGGGAAACCUAAAUAAGCUGGCUUUAUUAUUAUUGCUUGGAUUGUCAGAAACUGUGUUAAUCAUUUAAGUUGAUAAAGCAGAAUAUAGGCUCUUUUCUGAAAGCAAAAGUUUUCUCUUUUCUCUUAUGGAGACUCCUGCCCUGUUGGAGAAACGGGCCAAACUAAGGCAUUCCAGGAGCUUGUUCCCAUUGAAACAGAUUAACAGAUGUCAGUUUCAUUAAACCUAACAUCUUUUUGCCAAAAGCUGGCAUUUCAUGCCUACAGUUUGAAAAGUAAGGAGUCAUUCCUGAUGGCCAGCUGUGUAUCAGCACUUUUCUUCUCACCAGCCACCAGUGUACCAGGAAGGAGGUAAUGUUGUAGUCUUUUUUGAAUUCUGAAUCGUGUGGUUUUCAGUCAUCAAAGAAAGUAGAAUUAGGCUCUCAGAAUUGUCUUUACUGUCUGUGAGAUAGCACGGCUAGCCUCUUUGACUCUAUGGUGCCUCGGUUAUUCAAAACUACAUUGGCAUGCAUGACUCUGAACGUGUAAAUGUGAAGAUGUGGAUAGAGGGUUAGCUGGCAUCAUUAGUGGAGGGGAAGCUGGCAAUUUAAGUCGGGUGGAUGUGUGAAAUGUAGCACUGUUCCGUUGGAUGUAGGAGCUGGAUAGAAAUGACUAGUUAAUGAGACCGGGAAUUCAGGCAGAACAGCAGCUCUGCCUUGUGGGCUGGUGGCCUGACACUAUCUAACCAUCUGUAUUUCUUCUGUCUCUUUUCCUCCUUCCUCUAAGUGAACCCUGUUUUACACAAACAUUUCCUUUUUUCUGGUUCUUGGAUUGACUUCCUCUCUCUGAAAAGAACAAAGGAGAACUCAGCCUUCACACACACACUGACUUUGAUUCACCCAUUGCUGCCUUAUUCUCACUUUCUUUAAACCUCAUUCUUUCCCUGUGUUGGCAGCAGAAAAGAGGGGAAAGAGGAGGAAGCUGAGGAGGGAAAACAUCUUCCCCUGUAAGAGUGGCAGGAAGAACUUUUUCUUCACAAUCCUUCCUUUCUUCUGCUCAAAGGGAUAAAGGAAAUGGGGGCAAAAGGCACAUUGCUGUUCAACUCAGCUCUCUCACCCCAUAAUUUUUUAAUGGAAGUGCUAACCCGGCCAACUUACCUGCACCUACCAGGUUCUAGUCAUCAGGUCUACCUUCAACUGCCAGGUAGGUUUAGUGGAGAAAGCAGUAAGAAGAGAGACCCUGGAGACACCCGAAUAUGGUGGAGGGAAGUUGUAUACUCACCCCAGAGUGCAGAGCAAUUAUGAGGCUAUUGCUGUUCAAAGGUUAUCUCCCUUUUCCAUAUCUAGCCAGAAGCUAUUGCUUUUUAUUAAUUUUCUCCCUUUUAGGUUCCCCCUCCACCAGCAUGGUUCUCCAGGAUUGCUCUUGUUGUGCUAGAGUUUGUGGCUGUCAGCCUUAAGGCUCACUUCAAGGAGCUUAUAACCUAGUGAAGGAAACAAGUAGACACAAAUUAUUUACAAGUAGUGGGAGCUGGGAAUUGGAAGGUGGUAAUAGCAGGAGUCUGGAUAGAUGACUGAGAGAAUAAGUAGCAUCCAUAAAUCAGUAUAUAAUAUUGCUGUGCCACAAUGAUUUUGCCUCUCGGUGAGAUGGCCAUAUAAUCAAUUUGUUUUGUUAUUGACCUCACCAUACCCCAGUGGAAACUGAAUACAUGCAUUAAGGAUAAAAGUUGUGUGAAUCAUAGGGAUCGUUAUGAAAUUCCUGGAGUUUUACAAGCUAAAAACAGUCCACUGAUGAGGGCUUCUAUCGGACUUUCCAGCCAUCCAGUGAAACAGGUUGUAGACUGUGGAAGUCACCAAACCAAAGGCCCUGCCAUAAAUGAAGGUGAAUUUGAUUGGUGGGUGUUCGUUACAGGCGCUGAACUGCUCUUCAAUGUCCUCCUGUUGCUGGGGUGGCGGAUGGCCUGGUCUUGUCCUCUCAACUGCAAAUACUGUGCUACAGGGUUGGCUGAAUGUGAGCAGGUGUCUGUGCUGCAGCAAGUAUUGACCAGCAUACCCUCUUCCACCGAGAAGAUGUUGUUACGCCACGGGAACAUGAGUGAAAUACCCCCCGCCUCUUUUCAGAACUUUUCUGAGCUCCACUUGCUGUCCAUGACUGGAUUUCUGUUGUAUUCCCUCCCUAACGGGACUUUUGCCACCAACGGGAGCAGUAAGCUAAGAAGCCUGGAUCUCAGCCACAAUCAGCUGCAGAGCUGUGGAAUAGGGGAAGCUGCUUUCUCAGGACUCAGGGCCCUUGAGGAGCUGAUUCUCAUGGGCAACCUCUUGGACUCCUUGAAGAAGUCUUGGUUCUUGGACACCGGCCUCCUACGGAAACUCCUCCUCUCCAAGAACAGGCUGUCCUACCUCCCUCCUCGGAUAUUUGAGCGUUUAGCCCAGCUGGAGGACCUCUCAGUGUCGUCCAAUCUCAUCCGGUAUUUGUCCACAGACACGUUUUAUGGCCUGACCUCUCUGUCCCAGGUGGAUUUGUCCAGCAACGAGAUUCUGUUCAUCGACCACGAUGUCUUCAGUCCUCUGAGGGCCCUGAAAGAGCUGCUCCUGCUGAGGAAUAAAUUGGUGACCCUGCCCAGCCUCCCAGAGUCGGUAAGCGCCUUGUCGCUCCAAGAAAAUCCUUGGUCUUGCAACUGCGUCUCGGUCGCUGCCUUCCAGCUGCUGGGAGAGAAAGUUCAGGACCUGAAGAGCGUCCUCUGCCACAGUCCAGAACGCCUGAGGGGCCGACUAGUCCUGAGCGUAGGACCUGAAGUCUGCGUCACUACGACUCCAGCUGCACCCCUCCCACUGCCACCUCACUCCACAGACCUGAGUGUGCUCUAUGGCUUUGCAGGGGGUCUUUCCUUCCCUCUGCUUGCAUCCCUCAUUGUCUACUGCGUCUGGAAGCCCUGGAAGCAGAGCAGAGCAACCAAUCCAGAGGGAUAUGGCCAGCGCCUUCAGGCUGAUUGGCAUGAGGACUCACAGAAAGUCUGCUCCAGGCCUAGGUUUGCCUCUCCUCUGCCACUCCCCGGGACUAGAACUGCAGAGAAGAGGCAAGCAGUGGACUCACUUGGCCCAGCCUAUUCUGAUCCUCCAACCUGGCCACCCGCCCCUGGAGGAAGGCCUUCCGGAUGGGGAGAAGAGAAGAGAGAAGUAAUGGGACAUCUCCACCCAGGUUCCAUCGUGCCCUCGGUGGCUGGAGAAGGUGCCCGGGGAGCAAAUGUGAUGUCCAGAUCUGUGAGUGCUCCUGGCUCUCUCUACACCCUAGAGGAGAAGCUUUUAAAGAGAGAUUCCAGGGACUGCAGCACACUUGUCAGACACGAAAGACCAGACUGGACAAAUGAUACAGACCCAGGAGUGCCUGGCUCAGUCAAGUAUUUUGAGACACACCAGGAGGAGACAGCUGUGAAGCCCAAGACAUGGGCUUGUGUGACUCAGACUGCUCUGGCCUCUUCGAUCAGUUCAGUUUCUCAAAUGGGAGAUCCUAUUGUGGCCCAUACAGCUUUGAACAGGAGGAGGAGGACCUGGAGUAGCUUUCAUUGUGAUGCCUUUAACCAUACACAGGUGCCCCAAAGCAACAGGGAGCACUGGGAAACAGAAACAGCUGGCAAGGAUGUACAGGGCCAUUCAGACAGGGGUGCAGCCCAACUACCUAAUGUGGAGGCCUGCUUAGAAAGAGGGGAGCAUCCUGUCACGAGCUUAGAAGAUUACAAGGGUGGUAAGGCAGGUGAAGAUGUGCGCCUGCAACAUGAGCCAUCAGUCACCCCUGAUGGUUUUCUUCCACCUGCUUCCCAGAAACAUGAGAACUCUGUCUCCACUAAAUCCUCCAAAGCAGCAUUCACUCAUGGACCAAUUCAACCAGAAGAUCUCGCUGAGAUGUGUCCAGCUAUUGGUGUGAAGGACCUUGAGUUUACCCCACUGAAAGGACAUUCCCGGGUUCCACCUUUCUGUGAAGCCCAACCAGAGUUCUUCCUCCCCAGUGAAAAACUUACAAGGGAGAGAUUCUGGAAAUACCACACAAAGUGCUGUGAUGACUAUCAGCCCUGCCCAACUGCCAAAAAAGCACUAAAGCAGCUGAAGGAGGUGGCCCUGAGCUUCUCUCAGCCCUUCCCUAAGGGGGCUGCCCCAGCUCCACCUUCAGAUAUGGAUCAUCUUAAAGGUAACGCUAGGGUUACAGCUAAUCUCUUUGUUCAGCUUGCGCAGAGAAGGAAAACCCAGAGGACGGAACCACCACCCUGGAAGUGACCAAGCCAUCACGAGUGCCAGAAAACCCCUCCCCAGAUCCAAUCAGGCAGGAGUUAUUACUCUUUGGGGAAGUCGUCCCUUGAUUUGCCAUUGGCAGGGUGGAGAGUGGGAGACCUGAAAUCCCCAUAGAUUACCCAACCUUAUUUGAUCUCUACUUUUCAACCUCCUGUUUUCCUCGGUUCAGAGAAGUCAAAUGAACUGAUUUGAAUUCCCCACCCCGGUCCCAUUUUGGCAAAAGUAACAGGCUUGGGGAUGAGGGAAAGCAUGGGCCCUUGAUGAAUCCUUAUACCUCCAAAAUAAUAUGAAAGUUGGCUGCAUCUGUGGUGCUUCAGCUGAGGAUCAUUAGCUUUUUAGACUAGAUAUCCAGGAUGGGGUUUCUGAGAGGCAGUGCAUCUGUCUCAAAUGUAAGGCAAGCUCUUUUCUUACCUUCAGGAUAAAGAUAUCAACAGCUUUUGUCUGUCAUGCUGUCAGUCUCUCUUGUUUUUGUGCAAAAUCCUGCAGGACAAGGAUCUCAUUCAGCCUCCCCUCCCCCAGAUCCAUGUGACAAGGAGUCCUCCGUUAAGAGCCAGACCAAUAGAAAUGUCAACAACAGUAGAACUGCUUGCUGCUCAGACCUGCUCAGAGACAACACCCCUUCCUGCCGACCUCCUCCACAACUAGCCCUCGAGCUCCACCCACCUGGAGGAGGGUCUGUUGAAGGGACUGGGCCGCACAUGGAGAUGUUGAUUCACGAGGACUUACCCAGAAGUUGGGGAAGUGCGGGGCUGGAAGAGGCUGUAGAAACAGGAAGUAUAUUAUACAGGGAGCAAGGAGAAACUGGCAUGGAAAGUAGGAAUGGAGAACCAGGUAAAUCACUUGCACCCAGGCAAGCUGGGGCCCCCAGCAUGGAGUUAAGGGAAUUCUGUGCAUUUCCUCUGAACCUCACCUUACAGAAUGAGCAGCAGCCCAGCAGGACUGCCUCAGCUCCCUACAGAUUGGUCAGAAAGGUCUAAGUACCUCGCCAUUUCCUUUGCCCAAAGCAGGUCUUCGGAAGGAGGAACAGCUCGGUCUCCUGCAAUGGGAGAAAAGCCCAAAUCCACUAGGAGGACAAAACGUGGGGUGGGGUUUGCUCCAUGUGGAAGAGGAUACACAGUUGGCUAUUCUCCAGGGCACUUCCAGGGAGCUGGAGCCUGACCCUCAGCCGGGCAGGGUCCCCCUGGGUCUCAGAGGCAACCACUGGAACUCUCUGCAUGCCAAAGCGGCAGCACACCUGGAAGUCACAUCUACAAGUUCCACCCUCUUGGCUCUUAACCCUAGAGAAAGUGAGGGACUCACGGGUAGUGAAGACCUUCAUGAAACUGGGCCUCAACCCACCCCUGCUGCCAGCACUAGUGGAAGGAUGGAGCUGGGCAGCAAACGUCACUUGGGCAGCCCCAGGCAAAGGAGAGCAUGAAACAUGAGGGUAACAAACGAUUUCUUGAAGGACAGCUUGACAUCGGUGGGGUCAGCCCAGGCUUCAACAGAAGACAUCUCUCGUGUCCUACGGCCUCGCCAGGGACUUGCCCGGAAGAUCAGCCUCUUGCUCAAGGCCACACCAGCUUCCUGCAUCAGAAGGCAACUGAUCCCAACUGGAGGGACUAUCAGCCAAACACUUAAAGAAAGUCUAUCACUCAGUUUUCAGACUCCCUACCCAGGAGCCCACAGGUGGAGAACCAGGAAGGCAGGAAGACUGGUGGACAAAACCAACUGCAACCACUCAAGUCCCUUGCCCCACUGGCCCGUCCAAGAGAGAAACUGACCCACACUCCCAGGCCUUGGACCCCGAGACCCUGCGCAAACCAGGUUGCUUAAGGCUGCUUUACAGUAGAUCCCUUCCAAGAAAAUCAGCAUCUAAUGUAUUUCGCUCAUUCAGCCAGA
Messenger RNA from Ornithorhynchus anatinus (platypus), 8895 nucleotides. RefSeq lists its product as uncharacterized. The transcript is spliced from 5 exons. The coding region runs from base 4522 to 6999 and encodes 825 amino acids. NCBI's taxonomy places the organism in Eukaryota, Metazoa, Chordata, Mammalia, Monotremata, Ornithorhynchidae. Gene Ontology annotation, cellular component: extracellular matrix. Gene Ontology annotation, molecular function: protein binding. The record is from RefSeq and is a predicted model, not a curated record.